Molecule: messenger RNA, 1317 nt
Organism: Microsporum canis CBS 113480
Lineage: Eukaryota; Fungi; Ascomycota; Eurotiomycetes; Onygenales; Arthrodermataceae
Exons: 2
Coding region: 1-1317 (438 amino acids)
Biological process (GO): adenylate cyclase-activating G protein-coupled receptor signaling pathway
Cellular component (GO): plasma membrane
Molecular function (GO): G protein-coupled receptor activity
Source: RefSeq, a predicted model, not a curated record
AUGGCGUUGGGUGUUUCACUUCUUCGGCACACCCUCAAGCAGCAGUAUCAACAUGCUGCACGGCAAGCGUCCUCCCUCGAACCACAAGCACAAACCACUCUAGACAUAUCCCCUUUGCCUGCAGAUUUACGACAUGGAACGAUUAUGGUGGUGGUAGCGUCGGCAGUGGCUGCUGCAGCAGUUCUGGGAUUGCUAGGCUUCCUCACAUACCGGCUGUUAUUCUGGCGCAAGCAUGACGGAGCCUAUCUCGGGCAUAACCAGUUUGUGGUUCUCAUCUACAAUCUGUUAUUGGCGGAUCUCCAUGUUGCGUUGGGCUUCAUCAUGUCAAUUCACUGGAUGGUGUAUGACAGCCUACACGCCAACUCCCCCGUUUGUGCUAUACAAGGAUGGCUAUUACAGAUAGGCGAUCCGUCAAGUGGACUGUUCGUCCUCGCCAUUGCGAUUCACACCUUUGCAACAGUCGUUAUCGGAAGGAAACUAUCUUACAGGCUGACCGUGAGCUGCAUUAUUGCACUUUGGGGCUUCUGUUUACUCCUUGUCCUGAUCCCAACUAUCAGACAUGGAAAACGUACUUUCGUUCCAUCUGGCGCCUGGUGCUGGAUCGAUCAAGAGUUUGAAGCAGAGAGAUUCUGGGCCCAUUACUUUUGGAUCUUUAUCUCCGAAUUCGGCUCUCUCAUACUCUAUGCAUUCCUUUUCUUUUAUCUUCGACGCAAGAUGCAAGCGUCCGCUGCUCUGGCACGCGGACAGAGGGAGUACCUUGGGAGGCUCCGCAGAGUCACAGGUUACAUGGUGCUUUACCCCUUGGCAUACCUGCUAUUGUCUCUUCCUAUCGCUGCCGGGCGUAUGGCAAGCGCUAGCGGCCGUCCUCCAUCCCUCACCUAUCUAUGUGCUGCAGCUGCCAUCAUCGCAAGCUCUGGAACAGUCGAUGUGAUCAUGUAUACACUGACACGCAAAGCACUUCUCCUUGACUCCGAACUCAGUCGAUCAUCAGAAAAGGGCGGAUCUGGCUCCCAUGGCCGGCGGAGUCAUAACGUCUCUGCUACCACAGACCGCCGAAGAGCCAAGGGCUACGAGCUAAGGAAGAUGCCGAAGUUCACUACGAACGAUAACACCUUCUCUGAUCGAUCCACUGACGACAUAAUUGAUGAAAUCGAGAAGGGUGGUUUCUGUCGGGUGUACCAAGAGACCACCAUCGAGAUCACUCAUGAGCCCGCCAUGUCAGACCUAGGUUCGCCUUCGUCUGUUGAUUCGAUCGAGCAGGUUGUAAACGCGCCUCCCCAACAGCCACGCCAACCAUGGACAAGUCGAUGGAAAUGA